Mizuhopecten yessoensis (Yesso scallop) is the source of this 5684-nucleotide messenger RNA. RefSeq names its product serine/arginine-rich splicing factor 7-like. NCBI's taxonomy places the organism in Eukaryota, Metazoa, Mollusca, Bivalvia, Pectinida, Pectinidae. The coding region runs from base 44 to 1243 and encodes 399 amino acids. Gene Ontology annotation, molecular function: RNA binding. The record is from RefSeq and is a predicted model, not a curated record. The transcript is spliced from 3 exons.
AACACCAGAUAUUCUCUAUUAAAUUAAAAAGUCAAAAUCAUCUAUGAAGUGCUCUUCGCGCGAGACACAGACAUCGACAAGCUCUUUGGAAAUGCCGAGAACCAAAGUAUAUGUUGGAGGUCUCGUGGAUGAUGUGGGGAACGACCGGCUUCAUAGAACGUUUGAAAAAUUUGGAAAAAUCAAGAAAGUUUGGGUCGCUCGGAAUCCUGGUUCAAGAGGUUAUGCUUUUAUUGACUUUUACGAUCCUGAACAUGCCCUUAAUGCCUCCGUAGAAAUGAAUGGAAAACAUCUGUUUGGUUCAAAUUUAAAGGUUGAAUUGUCUAACAACGGUAUUGGGGACUUCAACAUAUCAGAGAGACAUCGGAGUGACCGUCACCAUGACGAUCGAAGGGCUGUCCGGGACUAUGAUGACCGGAGAGGCGAUCGGGACCGAGACAGACGACGGGUUGAUCGAGACCAUGAUUACCGAUCUAGAAGGUCUCCUCCCUCGUAUUACAAGAGUAGGUCGACUGACGAAGAUGAUGACGACAGUCGGCUUCUCAGUCACGUAGAUCCGACAGCACUACCACGAACCAUUAACGUACUAAAACAGCUAGAGAGAGUGACUCGGCUGAGACUUGAACGAGAACUAUUAGAAAAAUUUCGUCGUUCUUCUGAAGUACUAUCAGAUAUUGACACAAAAGACAAACUGUGCUAUCUCUCACGAGAUUUUGAGGAAAGUAAACACAUUCCUUAUUCUUCUCGCAAGAGAGAACCAGUGAAUGGUGAUCCGCUGCUGACAUCAACCGAUCCCGUCUUCCGAGAUCAUCAUAUUCCGCCUCUGGAAAAUGAGAGACCAAUACUGAUUGACCCAAAGCCAGAUACAUUCUACACACAGUUUUCAAAUAACCCAAGAGGACAUUCCCGGUCUCUUUUACCAACGCCUGACUAUCCAAAGUUAAAGAACUCCGAAAAUUAUCCGUCAUUCCAUGGAAAUCCACACAUUCCCCCAUGGCAUAACCCUAAUGAAUACAUCAGAACACCAAUGUAUAGACGACCUCGGCCUUAUGGCCAUGUGCGAAAGUACAAUGGUGAUUACCACAAUGACUGGUAUGGCAAGCAAUAUAGCGGCUUUGGAUUUUUACCCAACUCUACUCGAUCAUCGGCGAAUAAAGAGCCCAAUACUCCCCACUUCAAGUUGGUACCUCCCGAAGCACCACCCGCCAAGGAACCCGAGUCAAGUGAUAUCGUCAAUACUUCGUAGACAGAUUCUCUACAGAGGUGAAUCCAUCCCUUUACUCUUCAGAGACAGUGACAGAACCAAGCGUAAUGGGCUUUUUUCCCUGAGGACCAAGAACUCCUCGGAAGAGACUUCAGUAAAUAGUUAUAACCAAAGUGUUCCAAAAUAUUGAUUGCAUUCGGUAAAUGAAAAGAACCGAUAUGUUUCGCACAGAAAAAUGUAGCAUUUUAUAAGAUGACAUAGUUUAAUGUAUUUCUUACGAAAGAAAACAAUUCACAUGUACCGCAUGAAUAAUUCUAAUAAAAUAUAAUCAAAUACAACAAUUACUCUACUUUCUGAUAUUAACGACAGAAAGAAAUAUGAUAGGCAAAAAAAUGAAUUACUAUCAGUUUGCUUCUAACCAGUCGGCUCGUUGAUAAAUGCGAGACUAUUUCAAUGCGACUCGGAUCAUAAUGUUAUGAUUAAAAGAUGAACUAUUAAUUGUACCGCUACAUGGAAGAUGAAUCAGCUGUGAUAUAUUUUACUGACUACAGGCUUGAACCACAUACGUCUACAAUGAGGUGUUGAAGUAAUUAAAAUCAGAGGAGAACGAUUCCGUAACAUAUAUUUAGAUAUAUAUCUUAAGUAAUAUUUUUCGGUUAAUGAAUGUUCUCCAGGUCAUGACUUGUAAGUUAUAUAGAAACCAGACAUUGUCCGCGGGACUGUGAGUGGUAUAGUAACCAGACAUUGUCGGCGUCACUAUGAGAUUUACAGUAACUAGACAUUGUCGGCGUCACUGUGAGAUGUAUAGUAACCAGACAUUGUCGGCGUCACUAUGAGAUGUACAGUAUUCAGAUAUUCUCGGCGUCACUGUGAGAUGUACAGUAACCAGACACUAAGCACUGCAUAUAUCACCAGUCACCUUUGUGUGUUUUAUGUUUUAACAAUUAGGAUUUGGAAGGUCUGAAUGUGAAACAACCAGGCAUGCGUCCUACAAUCACAGAUCAACACCCGCCAUAUGGUGUCCACAACACUGGUAUACUCUACCACAGACAACAAUACACACAGCUGUAAAUAACCAUCAACAAUGAAUACACGGGGAAAAAUCGAACAUUAUUACGUUCAGACAACAACAAAAGCAAGGAUGAUCGAAACAACAAAGAUCUUCCCACAGAUAAAAGCAGUGAGAUAGACACUAGUGCAAAAUGACCCAGUGUUCACAACCGGUAAUGCAUGAACAGUUCAUUAUAUUUCAAAUCAAUUUUAUUGAAGCAAAUACACAAAAGGAUUGGACAAAGAAAUUACCAUCAAAGCCAUUUCCGUAAGGAAAACAUACAUUUCGAACAUGCAUGUAUAUGAGAUACUUGUCCACGUACAUAGAGUAAGUCCAAAAUCAGUUAGCUCGGAUAUUAUACAUACACAAAUAUAUUAAUAGUUGGAUCACAGAGACUAACAUAUAUGCUCUAGCGUCUAGUUAGAGGCUCAUUAAAGUCACUGUCACUACACAUAGUGACAUUCUAACCUAUUACACUAGAAUUACAUAAACUGAAUGAUAAAUAAGGUGAUUUGAUGUACCGUACAUGUUAAAAUCUUCCAGAUUUCGUUUCAAUUUAUUCAAGGCCGCAAGAAAAAGUAAAUUGAUUUGCUUCAAUGCCAAGAUUCAUAUCUCCUUUAGUGAGAGUAUUAGAGUCUAGGAUGGUGAAAUAAACAGUUAAGGAAGAGGUGACUUGCAUCUUUAAUGACAUUACCACAAUUACAAUUAGGGUUAUCAGUAAAAUGAUCCUUAUAUUGAUCCGAAGUAUCUCAUAAAUACACUGAAGAUUACCACGCCUGUUUAGGUAUCAAAGUCAACUCCUUUAUACAUUGAGCUAUGACUGGUAUCUCUUCUCAAAUCUGAUAUAAUUUUUUACAUUCUAAUCACACUGAUUUUAGUAUAUCACUUUCACAUUGUCCGCAGUCAUUACAGUCGAGUUAUGAAUAAAUUCAAGAGACUUUCUAUCUUAACUGUGUUUGAGCAAUCGUAUUAUUUGUCGUUUUGUACAACCCUUUUCAAACAUAUAAUUACAUUUUAUAUGAUAUUAUCGUGAUGAUCCACAGCUAUUCAAAAACAAAUCAACAUGCUUAAGAUUUGGAAUUUUAAAUUUUAAAUUUAUAACAACAAUAUAAGAGGAUGACAAAUUGGGGUGAGCAGUCUCAGAAUUAGUUUUGUUGUAUAAUACGAAUGAUUCAGUUUUAUUUGGGUUAAAUCUUAUAUCUAUUUACCUUGCAAAGUAUACAUUCAAAACAAAAAGAGAGGUUUCAUCAGCAAAGAGUUUGACAUUAGAGUGAAGGUGACCUUCUAUGUCAUUAAUAUACUUGAAAUAAAGGUCCUAGUACUGAGCCUUGGGGUACUUAGGGUUGCACGAAAUGUUCGCAUAUUUGACUUGUAACUAUCAGUUAAUAAUUACAAGUUCCAUACCUUUUAAUUUGUCAGUUAUUCCACUGUCAAACCCUGUCAAACCCUGUCAAACGCUUUUACUGAUGUCACAAAAUACUAUCUUAGCCUCUUUACCUUUAUCAAGGUAUUGAAGCUUCGUCAUAAUACGAGAGUAAUAGAUUAACAGCUGAGUCUUUGGCAAUCAAGCCAGACUAAUUCUUUGAGAUUAUUUUAUUCUCAGAUAGAAAAUUAAAGAGAUAUGUAUUGGGGUUACGGGGUUACAUAAGCACACUACCCUUUAUAAAACAUGGAGGGAGUUAUAGGGACCAGCAGGCUGGAUCAUUGCCACCACUAUCUUCAAUUUGAGUGAAUAAAUUUGCUCAGCUUCUCCCAUAAGCCUAUAAUUUACCAAGUUAUUUUCCAGGCUACAAUUGUAUUGGCAUUUUUGUCCUUGCAUGUUGAGGAUUUCUUUUUUCUUAUGUGUAAUUAAAUGUCAUUAUUCAUCCAGACUUUAUCGUUUGGGUGAAUACUAUCACCUAUAUUUAGUACAUAUUUUUCAAUACAAUUAUGAUUUUCGCUUGAAAGAAUAUCAGUCAUAGUUUCUAGAUCAAAACUUUCAUCCAGCAAGUUAUCCCAAUCGGUGUUGAAUAGAUGUUUCACUGAAAUACAUAAAAAAAUAUAUCAUAUUAAGAGUUUUGAAGGAUCUAUUUACUAAUUGGACAGCAGUCAAUACAAAUUAUAUUGAUACAUGGAUUAUUUACUAUAUAAGUAUUAUUAGUCAUAAUUAUACCAAAAGAUGAAGAGAAGAAGAGGUAGGAGUAAUUCUUGUAGGUUCAUAUAUAAUAUUGGUUAUACCAAAAUUAGUCAUCUGCAAGACAAACAUACUGUGUGGUCAGACAAACAAAACGACAUUCUUGCUAGUAAGUGCUAGCGAACAGGUGUCUUCACGUAAGGACCGUAUACAUAUCGUGUAGCCUUGAAUCAAUUACUCUGUUACCAUUUACUAGAUAUGCAUUUUAGAAAAGAAACAGAAUUAUAUAAUAAAUAUUCUCAUUUACAAUACCAGCCCUAAUGCAAUAAAAUGUCUUACUUCACAAACAAAUUAUAUUCGAGAAUAUGUUUAAACGUUCAUGAAACACUUCCAGAGCAGCAUCUGGUUUCUCCAGUUUUUUUGGAUUCUGGUUUUUCCUUUUCUUCAUAUUAGGGUUGUCAACAUGUUUGCGUGUGUAAUCGAGGAAUAUAUAUAACGAGGAUGAGAAAAUAAAGGACAAAAACAAUUAAUGGAGGCAGCUGUGGUUCAAUAUAUGCGAAUCCUGAAGUAUAUUAUUAUAUCCAACCAUAAUAUACGUUUACCAAAUAAAACAUGUUUGAAUGGGUUUCCGUGUCUACUUAGAAUCUAUACGGUAACAUGAUAAUAUAUAGUAACUUAAAGCAGGGAUUUUGUGAGCCCAAACAUUUAGCCAGUGAUGACUCGUUAUUACUUCCUAACAAGCCGAUUUCACAGCCAAUGUCAUGAUAGUAACAUCCCUGCUUCCCCUACCUAAGGUGUUUACAUGUCACAGUUGAUUGGGCAUUCAAGAGCUUGCUUCGACCUCUGUUAUAGAUACGACUGAUUAUGGACAAACUUACAACACAUGAUUUCCAAAUAUGUAGGUUGAUGAAGUCUAUAGCCAUGAUGAAGCAGAAGACGAGUACCCUGCCUGAACACCUGGUCUUAUUCUUCUUGCACGUUUUCAAACGUCUCCAUCACAAAUCUUCCCCUGUCAUUGCCCUAGUUUCCUCAACUUUGAGUAACAAAUUAUGUCUUUUAACCCCUGCAGCCAUUAGUAAUGCUAAACCAGUUUAAUGUCGAUGUAUGUGUAUGUGCACGCGUGUACCUUCAUUCAACAACCUUAUUAGUCCAAGACCAGUCACACAUGACUCACUUGUUCACACUUCCAAUGGAAGGCUACUGGAAAAGUAUUGAACGCAUUUUUCUUUUUACAAUUACUAUACAAUGAGUUGAAACCAUAGUAGAUUUUCAUUUAAUCACAUUUUAUUGACAAGAUUGCAUAGUCAAUUGUAUAGAAU